ACACGAGGAUCUGCCCCACUUUUGCAAGGAUUUGUACCGCCGCCGCUCGACUUUGCGCCUCCAGACGUGCCUUCCCCGACCCCUAAGAUGAAGAGGGCGACAGCCGAAGGAAGCAAACUGCUGAUUUUGGUUCUUUGUUUGAACAUCCAGUCAGAAGUGGAGUCUUGCCCUGGGGCGUGUGUAUGCUACACUGAGCCGAAGAUUACAAUAAGUUGUCAGCAGCAAGGACUGACAGCAAUCCCCACUGAGAUCCCUAUCCAGAGCCAGCGCAUCUUCUUGCACAACAACAAAAUAACCCUUGUGAGGUCCACCAGUUUUACCUCCUGUCGCAACAUGACCAUCCUUUGGAUCCACUCCAACAACAUCAGCCUCAUCGAACCUGGAGCCUUUUAUGGGCUGAACAAACUGGAGGAGUUAGAUCUUAGCGACAACACGAACCUGAAAUUUAUCAACCCAAUCACUUUCCGGGGUCUUAUUCACCUCCACACCUUACAUCUGGAUCGCUGUGGGCUCCUGGAGCUGUCCACAGGCCUUUUUCGAGGGUUGUUCUCCUUGCAAUAUCUCUACCUUCAGGAUAAUAAUCUACAGAAUCUGCUGGAUGACACCUUUGUGGAUCUCGCAAACCUGACCUACUUGUUUUUGCAUGGUAACAAAAUAAAGAGCUUGUCAGAGAACGUCUUUCGCGGGCUCAUCAACCUAGACCGACUGCUUCUGCACCAGAACAGAGUCAGUCUGGUCCACCGCCGGUCUUUCCAUGACCUUGGGAAAGUGAUGACCUUGUAUCUGUUUAACAACAACCUGACCGUGCUCACGGGUGAAACCAUGGCUCCCCUUGUGUCUCUCCAGUAUCUACGUUUGAAUGGUAACCAGUGGAUCUGUGACUGCCAGGCUCGGUCACUCUGGAAUUGGUUUAAACAGUUUAAAGGAUCAUCUUCAGAACUAGAGUGCCACCUUCCCCCGCGCUUGGCAGGGAGAGACCUCAAAAGGCUGCAGAGCACAGACUUGGAAGGAUGCAUUGAUUCCUUCAACCAGAUACGAACAAGUGUUUUUAGCACUAAGACCAAGUCCGGUAAACUGCCGACCGGGAACCCCCCUCUCAGUUCCCAUGACAUCUCCUCCAAGUGCUGCCAGCCAGAAACAGAUAAAUCUUUUAUUUAUGAAGCUAAAGGCAAGGCAGGUCCUUCUUCCCACAGCAGCCGGCCAUCCUCCAACAAUCCCCUCAAGGAUAAGGAAAACAUGUCCAAAACCAAGUAUGUUGAGACGGACCCAUCUAAAAAUGGCAGCAACAAGCAGAUAAAUGAUUCCCCUUUUGGGACCUUCCCCAGCAUUGUAGAACCUCCAUUGACCAAGUUGAAACCGGAGUUUCUAGAGCCUAUUGAACCUUCCACAGUCCCAACCAAAAAGAGGCAGGGCUGCUCUAAAAAGAACAGAUCAAAAGCCCAGUGCCGCCUCACUCAGCAAGGAAACAGCUCCACGUUACAGCUCAGCCUAAGCCUUUUGAUCCCCCCCUUGGUGUGGAGCUUACUGUUAUUCUGCUAAAACAAACUCUUUUCCUGGGUUGAUGACACUUUAAUACUAGACUUUUGCUGACCUCCAUAAAUGUUGCAAAUGAAAGCAAACUACCAUCCAACCUGAGAAAGCUUUGUUACACAAAAGUUAACUGGAUGCCUUUAUAAAAAAUAAAAAACAAAAAAACAAAAGAGACAGACACUGGGAUGUACAUAAUUUAUUUGUCCUGAAACCUGUGAAUUAUACCUUUGGUCUUCGGAACUGCACUUGUCCACAAAGCAGCUUUUGCUACAGCAGAUGGUAAAAUAUGAUUUACUUACAGGAAAAAAAAAAAUGUAAGAAAUGUUCCAAAAAAGAAUGUCUAAAAUCUGUUUGUAACUUGACAUGACACUGAAUGAUAUUGCAGGUUCCCAUUUGCAGAGGUAAUGAAUUUGAUGCUGUUUUAAUCCUAUGUUUAUGAAUAUUGCAGUUUUUCCGUAUUCACUCCAUGACAUCAUGUUUACGGGAAGCAUUUGUUAAAGAAUGCGACCUUCUCCUUCACAAGAUUGCAGUAUAUAUAGA
Messenger RNA from Nothoprocta perdicaria, 2070 nucleotides. RefSeq names its product reticulon 4 receptor (gene RTN4R). Gene Ontology annotation, cellular component: plasma membrane. The coding region runs from base 88 to 1539 and encodes 483 amino acids. The record is from RefSeq and is a predicted model, not a curated record. The transcript has 2 exons. NCBI's taxonomy places the organism in Eukaryota, Metazoa, Chordata, Aves, Tinamiformes, Tinamidae. Gene Ontology annotation, molecular function: protein binding.